This is a messenger RNA of Theobroma umbraticum, 1042 nucleotides long. RefSeq names its product multidrug resistance protein ABC transporter family protein. The record is from RefSeq and is a predicted model, not a curated record. Lineage: Eukaryota; Viridiplantae; Streptophyta; Magnoliopsida; Malvales; Malvaceae.
CCUAGACAUUCUUGCAUAAAAUGCUUUCUUAACCGAAUUCACAUGAAUCAGAAAUCCAUACCCUUCCUUGAGUUUUAAUUAACUUUCCUUUCUGUUAUCUCUACACCUUUAUCUUUUAUACAGUGAAAAUCGCUUUUCUUCUAUUUCGUUUUUUGGGUCAUUUCAUAUAUGGGUAACUACAUUAGUACUAUCACGUGCCGCCCGACGUCUGAUACCGCCGGGAAAGUCAUUCUCUGGGACGGCUCGGUGCAGCAGUUUAACUGGCCCUUGACAGCGGCAGAGCUGAUGCUCGAGCAUCCGCAACAGGUUGUUGUGGAGUUCCACGCGGCGGUUAAUGAGAAGAGGCCGAUUCCAUUGCCAGCUGACUCUAAACUUGACACGAAUAAAGUUUACGUAAUGCUACCCGUGAAGCGAGGGAAGCCAACCACAUUGUCAUCCGAGGAAGCUCGUCGAGUGCUUUUGAGUGCGAAUUCCGUGUUGAGAUCGAAAUCGAUUUUAUCAUCCUCGAAGUUUCUUCCUUUUUUUGCCAAAAUUUGCCCUGCAAAUAUUGGAGAGAUAGUAGGACAAAGGUUCCCGUCGCAGAAGAAGGAAAACGUCUGCGAGAAGCCUGAGGAGGUUAGAUGCUUAACGGAGUUUGAUUUACCUGAAAGUUUGGAAGGUAGGCCGGAGUAUUUGAACAAGCAAUAUUCAGGCAAGGGAUGGAAACCAAGCUUGGAUACCAUAAGGGAGAAGAAGGUUGAGAGAAAGGUACCACAUUGGCUGUUUUAAAGCUGAACAUAGGUUCUCUAAUUGUCAACGUUAUGGUUUUUCCUUUUUCUAGUGCUGCCAUGUAUAACUGCAAAUGGUAAUUCUCUGAAGAACUGAAUUUAACUAGUUAGGGUAUUCCUCUUCAUUAUGCAACUAUGUUUAUUAUUACAACGAGAUAGAAAAACCUUUGUGUAAUCAGCUAGUUUUGUGGCUUCCCCCUCCCUUCCCACAAUCAAGUCAAAUUUCUGAAUGGUGCCUAGGUUUCGAUUCGCCAAUAUUCAAGGAAGGGAACAAG